This is a messenger RNA of Antechinus flavipes (yellow-footed antechinus), 999 nucleotides long. It is a transcript of the gene CCDC12, whose product is annotated as coiled-coil domain containing 12. NCBI's taxonomy places the organism in Eukaryota, Metazoa, Chordata, Mammalia, Dasyuromorphia, Dasyuridae. The record is from RefSeq and is a predicted model, not a curated record. Gene Ontology annotation, cellular component: post-mRNA release spliceosomal complex; U2-type spliceosomal complex.
AGAAGCUACGAGUCGAGAUUUCACCAGAAUUACAUGACGAGUGGAGCUGGCUGGAGGCUGAAGAAAGCAGAGGCAGAGGCUGAAGGACAAAACCUUUGAAUUUGGAGACAUUCGGAGGGCUCUAAGCUAAACGGGCUAUAUUGGAGAUAAUAAAAGAUCUGAACUUUUAUCACCUGCUGCAUUUGGGAACAGAAUCACCACAUUUUGGCGCCCGAACAGGGACCAACAGGAAAAACAACAUGGCGGCGCCGGUCCCUGGUGUGGGACGCCUGGAGGAAGAGGCUCUGCGGCGGAAAGAGCGGCUCAAGGCGCUUAGAGAAAAGACUGGUCGUAAGAAUAAAGAAGGAGAACCAAAAAGUAAAGUUUUGAAAGAAGAAGGAGGUGAGAAACACAGGGAACUCAAACUGAGGAACUAUGUUCCUGAGGAUGAGCAACUAAAGAAGAGGAAAGUGCCUCAGGCCAAACCAGCCUCAGUGGAAGAGAAGGUCAAAGACCAGCUGGAAGCUGCGAAGCCCGAGCCCAUUAUUGAGGAAGUGGACUUGGCCAACCUUGCUCCCAGAAAGGCAGAUUGGGACUUAAAAAGAGAUGUAGCUAAAAAAUUGGAAAAAUUGGAGAAGAGGACACAGAGAGCUAUUGCUGAGAUAAUCCGAGAAAGACUUAGAGGCCAAGAAGGUGACCUGGAAUAUGCAAAGCCAGAAGACAGUGACUCAGAUUAAAGCAGCUUCUGCUCAGCUCUUGGCCACAAUUCAGCAUGUAGACUGAUCCUUCUAGUCCAGGCACAAAGGCCCACUCUCAGUCUUAGUCCCCAGAGUGACCACCACUACGGUACUUCUUUUAAUGCCCACCUGAGUGCAUCUUGGAGUACAUUUUAGAGCUGUGGCUUGAGUUGGCUAGUUUAUGAUUAUGUGUAAUGCCUCCCAUAUUGAUGGAUUUAUGUGUACUUGUUUCUAGUGAGCCCCUUCACAAACCCACUAAUCUGAUUUGACUUCCUGUUUCCUU